Molecule: messenger RNA, 2895 nt
Organism: Cololabis saira (Pacific saury)
Lineage: Eukaryota; Metazoa; Chordata; Actinopteri; Beloniformes; Belonidae
Gene: akap8l
Product: A kinase (PRKA) anchor protein 8-like
Exons: 13
Coding region: 123-2183 (686 amino acids)
Cellular component (GO): nucleus
Molecular function (GO): DNA binding
Source: RefSeq, a predicted model, not a curated record
UUCCCAGUCGGCUCGUCUCUUUGGUAGAAAGUAGAGUACUAGGUGCUGAAACAUCUACAUCUGGCUGCUUGUGUUGAUCGUAUUGUGUGAAACGUGGUUUAAAAAAAAAAAAAAAGAGUAUAAUGGACGGCAGAGGCUACGGCUCUGGUUAUUCCAGUUGGGGAGGUGGAGGAGGGUCAGGCAGCAGAGGUUCUGGAGAUUAUGACAUGUACGGGGAAGGUUAUAAGGAUUCGAUGUCUGGCCACGGGGGCUAUGGAGGAAGCAGCCAUAUGAAGCGUGGCCUUUCGGGUGGAUCUCUGCUCUCAUCCACAGGCACACAUGCAGAUGCAGUUAUUGCCAAGAUUAACCAGCGUCUGGACAUGCUGACUCAACUGGAAGGGGGGUUUAAGGGACCUCGGGGAGACAGGUUUGACCAGUACGAGUCAUUCGACUCGCGCUCCUCUGCUCUCUCCUCCCGAGAUCUCUACAGAUCUGGUGGCUAUGGUUUUGGGGAUGGCCGUGGGGACAGCAUGCUGAUGAAUCAGCGAGGAGGCUCGGGCUUCGGAGGGGGACUUGGGCUAGGGGGAGGAGGAAGCGGCUUUGACAGCCCCUCCUCUUCCUAUGGAGUCGCAAAAAUGCGACAGAAUAUGAGAGACUCCUUCGCCAAUGCCCAGGGAGGAGGUUCUGGAGCUGGAGGAUGGGCUGGAGGCCGACGUUCCCCUAGAAGGGGUGGAAGUACUGGGGGCCGAGGAGCUGGAGGAGGGUUUGGAAACCGCAGGUCUGACCCCACUCCAUUAGGUGGAGGUUUGAGGGGAAGUGGUGGCGGUGUCCAUUCCCAUCGCGGCCACUCUCCAGGAGGUGGUAGAGGCAAGCUCCCAUCCCUCCUGUCCAGCCGCAUGUACCCAGAGAGUGGGGGUUUCCAGGGUUCUACUCCAGGCCCUCACGACUUUCCUGGGAGGCAUUUUGGAGGGGGCCCAAGAGCUGGCCGCCAGCGAGGCCGCAAGAGACCCCUCAACAAACAGGUGAAACCGCAGCGUGAUGAUCUGAAAAAGAGAAAGCAGACUCUGACUGAAGCUGAUGAGCCAGAGUCAAAGAUAAACAGGACGGAGUGUGAAGGGUCAGAGGCACAAGAAGAAUCAGAGAAAAAUGGAGGCGAUGGCAAUCCAGAAAAUGAUGCUGAGGAUACAAAUACCACUGAAGAUGGAGAUAACACUCCGUCCAAACAGGAGAAGAAAAAGCCUCAGGGCAAACAGCCCCAGGCUCAGGAAAAGACGCCAAAGACGAGGAAAAGGAAGGGAUUCCUUGAAAGGGUGAUGUUUGCAUGUUCAGUGUGCAAGUUUCGUUCAUUCUACAAGGAGGAAAUGGAAAGUCAUCUUGAAAGUCGCUUCCACAAGGACCACUUUAAGUUCCUUUCCAGCCAGUUGUCCAAGCCCACUACGGACUUCUUACAGGAGUACUUAAAAAACAAAUUCAAGAAGACAGAAGAGAGGGUCGGCCAAUUAGAAAAUCACAGUGCUGCCAUCUGCCAGAUGUACAGAGAGCAGGAUCUUACAAGGGAGCUCGGCAUGGAGCACUUCAUGAGGAAGGUGGAAGCAGCUCACUGUGCAGCAUGUGACCUUUUCAUUCCAAUGCAGCCCCACCUGAUACAGAAGCACAUAAAGUCUCACGACCAUAACUACAACCGGAAGGGUAUGAUGGAGCAAUCCAAGCGGGGCAGUUUGUCUGUUGCUCGCAGCAUUCUUAAUCACAAACUUAUUGGCAAGAAGCUGGAAAGCUACCUCAAGGGGGAAAACCCAUUUGACGGUACCCACGACCAGGAUCUAGAUGACUCCAUGGCAAUGGAUGUGUCAGCGGUGGAGUCAACUGGUGAGGCGGCAGACAAUCAGGCGGAAACGGCACAAGUCAAAGAUGAGUCUGUGCCCGAGGGAGAAGCCGUCAAAGAAGUGGCCGAGGAGGAGGAAGAAGCAACAGCCACAGAAGCACAGGAGGGGGAGGCAAACAUGGAGGAGGAACAGGGGAAUCAGGAAGAUGAAGAAGGUUUUGAAGUUGGAGAAGAGGAAGAUGAAGAGGGAUAUGUUGUACACGAUGAACUUGGCGAAGAAGGAUUAUUGGUUGAUCAAGCAGAGGAGGAAGGUGCCGAUGUGGAGGAAGGUGCUGAUGUGGAGGAAGGCGCUGGUGUGGAGGAAGACAAAGCUCUUGAAUGAACUCUGGGAUCCUUUGAUUAACUCUUAACCUCUUGAUCUGAAUAUCUCCGGUUACUCUUCCAUAUCCAUUCAGUCCAAUUUAAUUUAAAAGGAAUAUUAAAAACUGUACAUACAUCUGCUAUAACAGAGUUCUGUUGUCGUUGAUAAGGAAUAGUUUCACAUUUUGAAUAUUAUUAGAGAUAAUUAAUCUCAAAAAGGAAGGAAAAAACAUUAACAAAAGUUGAUCUUGUCUUAUGCAUGUCUCUUUCAUUGUCACUAAACUUUUUGUGGGGAAUUUUGACCAUCAGGCAAGCAAUCUCACCCCUUUUUGGUCUCGAUUCUAAAAUGAUCAUCUGGCUGCACGAUCUCAUUCUUAUUCAAACACAAUUUUUAGAUUUUCUUUUUUACUAAAACUUAAGGGGAUUCUGUAUUUCUGAAAAUAUGGUAUUAGGCUACAUUUUGUUGUGCCUUUUUGUGAAAUGUUUUAGUUGUUUAGAAUUCGUUAAAUUAUAAGUUUUGUGAUAUAUUUAACCACCCUCAGCAUUUACACAAUGCUAGAACAUUUAGUUUAUUGUUAUUGUGAUGAGUGGUUGACUUAUGAUUGAAUCUGGAACAAAGUUGGCUUCUUUUUCUUUUUUCUUUUUAAAUCUUAUAGUUGAUACUGCCUGUAAAAAGUCUGAAAUAUUCUGAAUAUCGUUCAUGUCAUGUAACUACUGUUUCACCAAAAAAUAAA